GACGCUAUGGAUUUUCAUCAACAGAUCAGUAUUCUCAAGUUCCUGCUGGACCUCUGGCCCUCGAAGUCAGCUCGGGAAGCGGUAGCAGCGAAUGUUCGGAAUGCGCGGCCUUCGCAUCUCGACUCAGCGAGGUGGAAAGUCGGGAGUACCGCGACGCGCAUGAGCACGCCGCGAUCCACUCCGCGGACCACACCGACCACCACGCAGUCCCCAGGCUCCGGGAGCGACUCCUCCCCGAAUCCUCCUGCUAACCUGCGGUCCAAGUUGGUGCUGGGGGCCAUGGCCACGAGUGCCGCAAGCGGGGAGGCCCUGAGUGGCCCCGAGGCCCUCAGUGGCCCGGCUAGCGAGCCCUCGGCUCCUGGGUCCACCUCCACUACCUCCACCCCGACCUCAUCCAUAACCUCCCCGCCAUCCACAACCACCGCCGCCCCUACUAACUCCCUGCCACCCGGGGCGUCAGAAACGACGUCCGACCUCACUGCCACCCGCGGCCUCGACCCGGAGACCGAGACCGAAGAGGACAAGGACGAGGCCGAGACAGUCUCCAGCUGAGGACCUCGCCUUAGCCGAACUCCCGUUCAGAAUUCUAGCUUCAAAAGUAAAGCCUCCAAGACUUCAGCUAGCUAAAGCACUGAAGCCAGUGCGUCGAUGUUACUUUGCUGUUAACCCGUCAAUCCUCGCCGGUCCCUGAUCCAGGGACCUGUUGUUGCUAGCUGUUGGCAUGCUGACGAUGCGUCGAAGACGUACAAAGACGUCUAAUAGUUGCAGUCUCUGGGGACGUCAGGUGUAGCCUCACCUAAUUCUUUAUUGGGUAUGUAGCACCUAAUAAUAGGUGACUAGAAGCUGUGAACACUUCAAGUCCCUUGGAACGUGUUAAUCCCCUCCCCUGACACCUGAAAGUGGAUUUAAAUCCCUUGUAAUCCACAGGGACAUCAAGGAAGAAUUCUGUCUCCCUCAGGUGAGAUUAAAUCCCCUGGUAAUCCACACCUUAAAACAGGAUUACACUUGUCAGUAAGUUAUGUUGUCAACUUUAAACAAAAAUAAAAACCCUUAAACAGUGGCGUAGGUGACCUUCAUUAGGUGACUAAGGUCCCUUGGUGUACAUCCAAAGACUCAGGUCCCCCUCCUACGUCUUUGAGAGUCGGGACGAGGCACAGGUGACCCUCAUUAGGUGACUGAGGUCCCUGAUAUACAUCCAAGGACUCAGGUCCCCUUCCUACGUCUUAGGGAGUCGGGACGAGGCACAGGUGACCCUCAUUAGGUGACUGAGGUCCCUGGUAUACAUCCAAGGACUCAGGUUCCCCUCCUACGUCUUAGGGAGUCGGGACGAGGCAUAACGCGGGCUAUAUGCAACUAUCGUUACAAAUCACUGCCACGAACAUUCAAUUUAUCUUGUCUUCUAGAAGGGAUAUUGAGCUCUCUCUCUCUAGUUGAAAAGUGUCGUAGUUUACCAUGUAGAGCCGUUGAUGAGAGGGAUACCAGCCUCUACUGCUGUAGACGGGGUAUACCUUGAGUCUGUACCCUACACUGCCUCGGACGGGGGUUAUACCUUCAGAACAUACUCUGCUACAGAAGGCUGGGUAUACCUCGACAUAAGAAGGGUAUCAACCUCCUCAUUGAGAGUACUCCAGAGUACCAGGGAGGGAUACCCUCCAGCAGUACCAGAUAGGGAUACCCUACAGCGGUACCAGGGAGGGAUACCUUCCAACAGUACCAGGGAGGGAUACCUUCCAUCAGCACCAGAGUCCGUGGUGCUGAGAGGAAUGUCAUGUCACUGCAGUCAGUUCACUGUAGUCACGUCACUGCAGUCAUGUUACUGCAGUCACGUCCCUGUAGUCACGUCACUACAGCCAUGUUAUUGCAGUCAUAAAACUGCAGUCACCUCACUGUAGUCAUGUCACUGGAGUCAUGUCACUGCAAUCAUGUUACUGCAUUCAUGCCAUUGUAGUCAUGUCACUGCAGUCAUGUCAUUGCAGCAAUAUCACUACAGUCAUGUAGCUGCAGUCAUGUCACUGUGGUCAUGUCACUUUGGUUAUGUCACUGUGGUCGCGUCACUGGAGUCAUGUUACUGUGGUCAUAUCACUGCAAUCAUGUCACUAUACUCACAUCACUGCAAUCAUGUCACUGCAAUCAGGUCUAUGCAGUCAUGUCACUGCAGUCACGUCACUACAGUCAAUCACUGCAGACAUUCCACUGUAGUCAUUUCACUGUGGUCAUGUCACUGUGGUCACGUCAUUGCAGUCAUGUUAGUGCAGUCAUGUCAUUGUGGUCAUAUCACUGCAGUCACGUCACUACAGUCACAUCACUGAAGUCAUGCCAAUGCAGUCAUGUCGCUAAAGUCGCAUCACUGCAGUCAUGUCACUACAGUCAUGUCACUGAAAUCAUAUCAAUGCAGUCAUGUCAGUGCAGUUACAUCACUGUAGUCAUGCCACCACAGUCGUGUCACUGAGUCAUUUCAUUGUGGUCACGUUACUGUAGUCAUGUCACUACAAUCAUUUCACUUUGGUCACGUUACUGCAGUCAUGUCACGAUAGUCAUGUCACUACAGUCAUGUCACUUUGGUCAUGUCACUGUCACUUUGUUCACGUCAUUGCAGUCAUAUCACUCCAGUCAUGUCACUGUGGUCAUGUCACUGGAGUCAUAUCACAGCAGUCAUGUCGCUAGUUAUACCACUGCACUCAUGUCAGUGUGGUCUUGUUACUGCAGUCAUGUCACUGUAGUCAUGUCUCUGUGGUCACGUCACUGCAGUCGCGUCACUGUCGUCACGUCACUGCAGCCAUGUCACAGGUCACAUCGCUACAAUCAUGCCACUGCUAACAUCACUGCAGUCAUGUCACUGUGAUCACGUCGCUGCAGUCAUGUCACUGUGGUAACGUCACUGCAAUCAUGUCACUGCAGUCGCAUCACUGUGGUCAUGUCACUGCAGUCAUGUCACUGUGGCCACGUCACUGCAGUCAUGUCAGUGUGGUCACAUCACUGCAAUCAUGUCACUGGUCACGUCAUUGCAGUCAUAUCACUGUGGUCACGUCACUGGUCACAUCACUGCAAUCAUGCCACUGCUAACAUCACUGCAGUCAUGUCACUGUG
This is a messenger RNA of Cherax quadricarinatus, 3087 nucleotides long. NCBI's taxonomy places the organism in Eukaryota, Metazoa, Arthropoda, Malacostraca, Decapoda, Parastacidae. The record is from RefSeq and is a predicted model, not a curated record.